AUGACAUCUGAAAAUAAUGAUGAAACUCAGAUUCGACAAUUAAUUACUAAUUGGACAAAUGCUCUUUGUUCGAAAGAUAUUGAUCGAAUAAUGGCUUACUAUGCUGAUAAUGUUAUUGUCUUCGAUAUAAAACCUCCAUUUCAAAGAAAAGGAGCAAAAGAAUGGAGACGAACAUGGGAAGAAUGUUUGCCGUAUUUUCCAGAAUCUUUUCAAAUUGAAACUCAAGAUAUGGUUAUUCAUGUUAAUGGUGAUGUAGCAUUUGCUCAUUGGCUUUGGCGUUUUACUAACAUACCAGAAAAUCAUCGAGCAAUAAAAACUUGGAUGCGUGCAACUGUUGGCUAUCAAAGACAAAAUGGACGAUGGCUUAUUGUACAUGAACAUACAUCUCUUCCAUUCAAUCCCGAAACAUCUGAAGUUGUUUACACUGAUUGA
Messenger RNA from Rotaria sp. Silwood1, 432 nucleotides. The record is from the annotation of a GenBank genome assembly. Lineage: Eukaryota; Metazoa; Rotifera; Eurotatoria; Philodinida; Philodinidae.